GUGAUCGCGGGGUGUAGCGUCAUCAUGGCGGUGUGUAUAGCAGUCAUUGCGAAGGAGAACUAUCCACUGUACAUUCGGAGUGUCCCUACCCAGGGGGAACUGAAGUUCCACUACACAGUGCACACUUCUCUGGAUGUGGUGGAGGAGAAGAUCUCUGGAGUGGGCAAAGCCUUGGCUGACCAGAGGGAGCUUUAUCUGGGACUACUAUAUCCAACAGAAGACUACAAAGUAUAUGGCUAUGUGACAAACUCAAAAGUGAAGUUUGUGAUUGUUGUUGAUUCCUCCAACACAUCUCUGCGAGAUAACGAAAUUAGAAGUAUGUUCAGAAAGCUGCACAACUCCUUUACUGAUGUAAUGUGUAACCCAUUCUACAAUCCUGGGGAUCCUAUUCAAUCAAAGGCUUUUGAUGGUAUUGUUUCUGCUAUGAUGGUACAGGCCUCCUGAUCUUCUCUCUUUGCAGCUGUAUAUAUUUCCGUCAGUGUUUAUUGUGUGGUGAAAAUAAAUAUUUAAUGUGCAUUUCAUAAAA
This is a messenger RNA of Danio aesculapii, 526 nucleotides long. RefSeq names its product trafficking protein particle complex subunit 2L (gene trappc2l). The transcript is spliced from 5 exons. The coding region runs from base 25 to 444 and encodes 139 amino acids. NCBI's taxonomy places the organism in Eukaryota, Metazoa, Chordata, Actinopteri, Cypriniformes, Danionidae. Gene Ontology annotation, cellular component: TRAPP complex; nucleus; cytoplasm. Gene Ontology annotation, biological process: endoplasmic reticulum to Golgi vesicle-mediated transport. The record is from RefSeq and is a predicted model, not a curated record.